GAAUAUGUUGUAAACACAAGGGAACUAUUCUUUCGCCUUUUAUUGAAGAAAACCAUGCGCUCGCCAUAAUUUAUGGCUUUUUCCAUUUGUUAUAAGCAUUUUGGGUCCUAAAAUAAGAGAAGAAAAAGAAAGAAAUUGUGACAACGAAUUACUGAGAGAGGAAUUGAAAAUACUUACUAUCAUCAUCUUCUAAAAUAAAGAACAUUUAAUCGUUGUUCGUAAAAAUGAACAAGCUGGGGUUUGCGCGUAAGGAGAAAGUUCAGCAAUUCAUGUCUGUUACUGGGUCAAGUGAGAAAUCGGCUAUUCAGACUAUGAAGACCAAUGAUUGGCGUCUUGAAGGAGCAUUAGAAGCAUACUACAACCAGGAACAUGUUAAGGCAGCUAUAGAGAAAAACCGAUGGGAGGUGCUUUUCAAUAAAUACAAAGACCCGAAUGUUGACAUGAUUAUGGCUGAUGGUAUUAGCAAUCUCUGCAAUGAUCUUCAGGUUGAUCCUCAGGAUAUAGUUAUGUUGGUACUUUCGUGGGAAUUGAGAGCUGCAACCAUUUGUGAAUUCUCCAAGCAGGAGUUUAUUGGUGGAGUACAGUCUCUUGAAAUAGAUUCAAUGGAGAAAUUCAAGAAAAAAAUCCCCCAUUUGCGAUCUCAGUUGAAAGAUGAAGAUACUUUCCGUGAAAUUUACAACUUUACUUUCGAUUGGGCAAAGGAGAAGGGUCAGAAAACUUUGGCCUUGGAAACAGCACUUGCAUUGUGGCAUUUGCUUUUUGCAGAAUUGGAGUGGCCAUUGAUUGAUCAAUGGUGUGAGUUUAUCCAGGAACGGCAUAACAAGGCUAUCUCACGUGAUGUUUGGUUACAGCUACUGGAAUUUGCAAAGACUGUGGACGCGACAUUAUCUAACUAUGAUGCUGAAGGAGCUUGGCCUUGUCUUCUUGAUGAAUUUGUUGAAUACUCGAUCGAAAAUGGCACUUGUGCUAAAAAGUCAGAUGAGUGAUGGGAGCUGUGCUGCAGUCACUUUCUGUAAUAUGAAAUGUUAUAAUAUGAUGCAAAGGACCACAGAAUGUUGCAGUGUUGUUAACAAGCUUACCACUGAC
Solanum tuberosum (potato) is the source of this 1086-nucleotide messenger RNA. Its product is annotated as DCN1-like protein 1. The coding region runs from base 225 to 986 and encodes 253 amino acids. The record is from RefSeq and is a predicted model, not a curated record. The transcript is spliced from 11 exons. Gene Ontology annotation, cellular component: ubiquitin ligase complex. Gene Ontology annotation, biological process: protein neddylation. NCBI's taxonomy places the organism in Eukaryota, Viridiplantae, Streptophyta, Magnoliopsida, Solanales, Solanaceae. Gene Ontology annotation, molecular function: ubiquitin conjugating enzyme binding; ubiquitin-like protein binding; cullin family protein binding.